Cydia splendana is the source of this 1188-nucleotide messenger RNA. RefSeq names its product calcium release-activated calcium channel protein 1-like. Lineage: Eukaryota; Metazoa; Arthropoda; Insecta; Lepidoptera; Tortricidae. Gene Ontology annotation, molecular function: store-operated calcium channel activity. Gene Ontology annotation, biological process: store-operated calcium entry. The record is from RefSeq and is a predicted model, not a curated record. Gene Ontology annotation, cellular component: membrane. Bases 16 to 1173 code for a protein of 385 amino acids. The transcript is spliced from 7 exons.
GUGUCUAAAGUCGUUAUGUCGAACGCGCGGAAGAAGAUAAGUCGGCGACAGUUGUUGUGCAAGAUAUCAGAAGCGAGCUUCGUGACAAGCUUGGAAGAGGCGCCGUGUCGCAUCGACCAAUGCACACAGACCCCACCUAGCGGGAAGGCGAGGCCCCGCACCCUGCAAAGGUACCACACCUCAGACCAUCUCUACGAGAGGGCCCAUCGGACGAGACACAAGCACGAGAUCAGACCUAAGAGCUUGUUCAGCGACUCCUGCCCGUUCAUAGGGAAGCCGCCGAGCUAUGAUAGUGGAUAUAGUUCAAAAUUCAAAGUGACGGUGACCGACAGCCCAACGAUAUCGAUAACGCCGCCCCACAGCCUGGACUACGUGUGCGCUAAAGGAGGAGCGAGCCCCAACGGAAGCGCGACGCCGAACGGCAUGGUGCCAAGCCGGUCGCCCGCGACAGUGCUGCUCAAUCCGGGGUAUCUGUCGCCUUGCCAGUGCAACCAGUCUAUGAAGAGCGUAAGCGAAGUCGCCCUCGCCAUGCCGGGAUCUCCCGGCUGGACCGGCGAGGAGCCCGCGAACGGCUGGCCCGGCGGGCUGUCUUGGCGGCGACUGCACAUGUCCCGGGCCAAGCUGAAAGCGACCGCCACCACCUCGGAGCUGCUAUCAGGCUUCGCAAUGGUAGCGAUGGUGGAGCUCCAGAUCAACGAGCCCACCAACGUCCCAGAAUGGCUGUUCGUCAUGUUCGCAGUCUGCACGACGGUGCUCGUCGCCGUCCACAUUUUCGCCCUGAUGAUAUCCACAUACUUGCUCCCCCACAUCGACGCUGUGAGCAAGAUGGAGAUGCCGGGAGCCCCGGCGAGAGCUUUGAGGGAAUCGCCGCAUGAACGAAUGAGAGGGUUCAUUGAGCUCGCUUGGGCGUUUAGUACAGUAUUAGGUCUAUUCCUGUUCCUCGUGGAGAUUGCAAUAUUAUGUUGGGUGAAGUUCUGGGACUACUCCUUCGCUGCGGCUACAGCAGCUACUGUGAUAGUGAUACCAGUGCUAAUAGUGUUCGUGGCGUUCGCUAUCCACUUCUACCACUCACUAGUGGUGCAGAAAUGCGAGUCAUCAGUGCAAGAUAUCGAACAGCUGGAGACCAUGAAGAGGGAACUGGACACGGCCACUGUGAAAGUCAACAUGUUCUAGAGUGGCCUUUCAAUA